Messenger RNA from Klebsormidium nitens, 1626 nucleotides. The record is from the annotation of a GenBank genome assembly. NCBI's taxonomy places the organism in Eukaryota, Viridiplantae, Streptophyta, Klebsormidiophyceae, Klebsormidiales, Klebsormidiaceae.
GCUGAAGUCUUCAAAAUCCUGCCAGUUCAGCAAUUGUUCAAAGUUCAAACGUCCUGACAAGCUGAAAGCGCCAAUGGCAGCACUAGCAGCAACACUGCCAGCAAAGCCGCUUCCAGGAAGCAGCAUUGCAAGCUGGCGGGGGCGUCAAGACUCUCCAGGAGGGCAGGUACAGAAUACAGAAUUCCCGCUAACAAAAUGCAGCCACAUUGGCACAUGGAUAGAUACAGGGGUUUCACGUCGAUCCGUGAGGGCUCGAAGUACGGUGCCAGCAACACGUUGCACUCCAUCAGGAACUGUAAAGAUGCAUGCAAUGCAUUCGAAUGCAGGCCCUCCGUUGAAGCCUGCAGUCUUUUUACUGCCAACCAAAAGGCCCUUGGAAGGUCGCAGACAGAAACUUCUGCAGCUUCGAGCUAGCGCAAGCCCAACAGAAGGAGAACCGCUGACUAAAACUGGAUUCAUAGCCGACAAGAACAACCAAUCGAAUGCGUAUGGUUUGUUGGCCGUUAUUGUGGCGGCCAGUGCAGUUGGCGCACUGGCCUUCCCUGAGCAGACCCUGGCCGUGCUUCUGAACGCGCGUGCGACGCCAGUUUCGCUCUCUGCGGUCCGAGCUGCGGGGGCCAGUCUAAUCCCUGUCGCCGCCUCACAUCAGUGUCUGAAAGACGCAGCGUCACAUAACCGCCUCUCGUCCGCCACAUACAAGCGGCUCAACCUGGCCGUUAUCUUCUUCUGGGCGAUCGUUUUGUGGAUCGUGGUAGCAGCCAAGCUGCAAUCGAUUCUGCCGCCAACUUCCUUCGGAAUCCUCACCGCCAUCUCGAUCUUCGGCACCGCCCUCCCCUGGCUCAUCUCCUCUUCCAGCGGGUCCUCCUUGGUCGCCCUCUACAAGGACUUCUCCUCCUCUUACGGCACCGUUCUCAAGCCAACCGGGGCGACCAGCGCCGCCUACGGCUUCUUCUCCGCGGCUUGCUACGCACUCGGGGCGGGGCUUUUCUACUUUCCCCACCACUUCCAGCUGCGCUAUCCGGCGCUGCUCGGCGCAUCGACGGCGGUCCCCGACUUCUUCUGGCAAAUGCUCGCGAAUGUGUACUACGCUUCUAGCGUCCUGUUCUUCGUGCUCAAGGACGCAUCCGAGCGGGGUCGCCUGGCCGCGAGCACGUUCAAGAACCUCAACGCCAGCUUCGCGGCUGCUUCGCUUACGAUCCUACUCAACUUCGUAACCGAGUUUUUGAAACUGAACCACAGCAUAGGCGAUGUCGGGCUGGGCUGGUCGUUCCAAGUACUGGUUUUGGGGCUUGUGUUUGUAGUGACGUCGUACAACUACUUGACAGCCCGGAAAUGACACAGUUUGUUGUUUGAAUUUUUCGCUUACAUGCUCCAGACCAACUCACAACAUAGGCGAUGUCGGGCUUGGCUGUUCCUGUUCGUUGUUACGUCCUAGCCUACAAGCAGCCAAUAAUUUGUGUUGAUAGGAUUUUGAAACCAGGACCCGCAGGCUAUCUGAAGCAGCUCAAAAUGCAUGCGCGCACGUCUACUUAUGAACUAUGGCAAGAAGUUGUUCUUGACGAAGCUAAGGUCGUUGUAAGAAGGAAAACGAUACAUUCUAAGUUCAGUGGCACCUCCGAUUCCGAG